UAAACACUCAGAUGAAAACAUGACCACAGACAAGACACCAGAGACCAAGAGAGAGACUGAAGCCAGAACCAUGGAUGACCUGAGGAUCGUCCUGUUUGGGCGCGACGACCCCAAAUGUGAAUUAAUGAAGAUCAUUGAGAACGCUGGACAAUUCAAAAAGGAUUCAAAGAACAAUCCUCCUCCUGAAGAUGGCACACAAUCACUCGGCGAAUAUAAGUGCCAAAAGUAUAGCAGGAGUAUUAAUGAUAAAAAUGUGGUCAUUAUUGAUGCUCCAGGUGUGGAUAAACGCGGCACUAAUAAGGAAAAACUGUUGGAAGAGAUCAAGUGGUCUGUCGCAGCUGCUGAUCCCGGUCCUCACGUGUUCCUGUUUGUGGAGACGAUUAAUAAGCCAUUAAGUGAUAAAUUAGAAGUACUGGAGGAUUUUCAGAAAACCUUUGGCGAGCAGGCAAAUGACUUCACCAUGAUGGUGUUCAUCGCUGCGUCAGAGAUGAACACCAGUGACCCUGAUUCCUGUGGUAGUGAAAGGGUUAAGCCCUUCAGAAAGCUGACGUACCUGUUCAAUCACAGAUAUUUUAUUUUUAACAUUAAAGAUGACAAGCAGCAAGAAGAGUCUCAAGUCACCAAGCUCCUGGAGAAGAUAGCAGAGAUGAGGGGAGAAGCCUCUGCACACUUUUACACUCCUAAGAUGGUCUGGGAGGCUGAAAAAGCUUUGAAACAGGAAAAGAAAAUGUGGAGUAACGUACGAGACAAGUUGCUUGUGAUUGGAGCACAAGUUGGAUCUACAGUAGGACUUGUGCUUAGUUAUUGUAUUUUUAAUGGAGAUCUAUCAUCAGCAUUAGGAGCAGUGGGAUCAGUCGUGGGUGUGGUAAUUGUUGCAGUAUUAUAUUUGGUGUUUUAUCAUUUGAAAUUCAAAACUUACACUGCACGAAAAGAGGAAUUUUCGUCCCCUGACGCGGGCGCCGCUGGUAAACAGCAGCUUUCGUCAGCAUCCCCGUAUGCUGACGAAAGCAUCCCGACGAAAGCAUCCCCGUACGUGUAGGUACCACCAGAGGCAGCGGGGGGUGGGUAAAGGUACGGGGGUGCCGGCCGGUGGGAGGUGUUAACGACUCUACUUUACAUAUGAAUAGCAGCGCUGCAAGCCGAAGCAGCGGCAACAGACCCACGUGGCUUCUCAGUCAU
Molecule: messenger RNA, 1179 nt
Organism: Archocentrus centrarchus (flier cichlid)
Lineage: Eukaryota; Metazoa; Chordata; Actinopteri; Cichliformes; Cichlidae
Exons: 2
Coding region: 20-1039 (339 amino acids)
Molecular function (GO): GTP binding
Source: RefSeq, a predicted model, not a curated record